This is a messenger RNA of Pollicipes pollicipes, 387 nucleotides long. RefSeq names its product twist-related protein 2. The record is from RefSeq and is a predicted model, not a curated record. Lineage: Eukaryota; Metazoa; Arthropoda; Thecostraca; Pollicipedomorpha; Pollicipedidae. Gene Ontology annotation, molecular function: protein dimerization activity; DNA-binding transcription factor activity, RNA polymerase II-specific; RNA polymerase II transcription regulatory region sequence-specific DNA binding. Gene Ontology annotation, biological process: developmental process; regulation of transcription by RNA polymerase II. The transcript has 2 exons. Bases 1 to 387 code for a protein of 128 amino acids.
AUGCUGAGUGCUGCAGGCAAGCGCGCCGGCGAGCGCAGUCUGCGUAGCAAGCGGCGCGCCAGCGCGUGCGUCAGCCUGCAGGAGCUGCACUCGCAGCGGCAGAUGGCCAACAACCGCGAGCGCCACCGCACCCAGCUGCUCAACUCGGCCUUCCAUGAGCUGCGCCAGAUCAUCCCGACGCUGCCCUCCGACAAGCUGUCCAAGAUCCAGACGCUGCGGCUGGCGUCUCGUUACAUAGAGUUUCUGUACUGCGUGCUGCACGGCAGCGGCGACGGCCCGCUGCCGCUGCCUUAUGACAGGCUAAGCUCCGCCUUCUCCGCCUGGAGGAUGGAGGAGGAGCAGGGCAUGGCCGUCUGCAAGAGUGUCUAUCCGGCACCUGGCAGCUGA